This is a messenger RNA of Pomacea canaliculata, 4136 nucleotides long. Its product is annotated as BTB/POZ domain-containing protein 6-like. Gene Ontology annotation, biological process: neurogenesis. The record is from RefSeq and is a predicted model, not a curated record. Gene Ontology annotation, molecular function: protein binding. Gene Ontology annotation, cellular component: cytosol. NCBI's taxonomy places the organism in Eukaryota, Metazoa, Mollusca, Gastropoda, Architaenioglossa, Ampullariidae.
AUGGUGAUGUCCCGCAAACCACCGCCAUUUCUGUCUCCCCGCCGCGUGAGGUCAUGUCCUAGAAAUUCAGUCGUAGGUUUUUGUGUAUAUGCGUAGGUGUAUGUGUAGAGGAUGUGAAAAGCAAUGUGAAUGCCUAUUGUCGUUGCCGCACGCCUAUGCGGGAAGGGAUUGGAGGUCGUCUGUCUUGUGUCUGACCUGUGCUUUUUUCUAGAAUGUUUGUACGGAGGGUUCCAAGUAUCACACUAAUCACAUCACCCUUUCUUCUUGCUUCACCCCUUUCUCCUUCAGGCACGCACACUUUUACACAACCACAUAAUUUGGUGCAUCAAAAUUUCGUGAACCGUAGACUAGUAUUCGAGCAGAAACAGUCUUCGUUAGCAACCAAAACAAGAAGAAAGUAAAAGUGCUGUGUGGCCUUUGAGGCAAGUGCGGGAGCAGGACUGUCGUGAAGACAUUGUGUUAUGACCUAUGAUGGAGGCGAGAAAGUGCUUGACGAGGUUGAUGUAGGUACUUGAGUUAUUCCCCUCUCAUUUUGUCCUGUGAUUAAUCUUGUCAUACCGUCAAAAGAUAACCUGUGGUGUAUACCUGGACAUUCUUGUUUACUUGACCUUUAUUUUAAAAUGCGACAAACACCUUGGUGGUGAUGUUAAUGGUUCACCUUCUGAACUCGAUGGGUAAGCUCGUGUACAUCUAAUUUGCUUGAUGUGUUCCAGUUUGAGGCGGGGAGCGUGAUGAAGUUUUGCUCUGUUCUCCAGAUGGUAUCGCGCGGUCCUCACGCCGGGAGCUUCCUCCACAGGCUGUUGAGUCUGUGUGAAGAGAGGCUCAGGCAGGAAGCACAGGGCGCUGAAUGUGUGCCGCUUCUGUUGUCGAGCUGACACAGAUAAGAUAAUAAGUCAAACUCUAGUUAACUUAAUCGUAACGAGGUGCUUUGGUGAAUUUUGAGUGUUCAAUAGGUCAGGCCACUUUUUAGUCCUCCUCCUUGUAUUCAGCUCAGGUGGCUGGUCUUCGGAGCCUCCCAGACGUAUUCGUGUCUGUCUGGUACUGGCUUCUCGUGAAGCACGAUCAGUGUGUGUGUGUGUUGGCGAUGUGUUUGGUGUGUGUGUUCGUGGCGAGAAUAUGUACAUUCAAGGGCUUGUUUCCUCAGGAUUCUGAAGGCCAAGAUGGGAUGCGAUUUUUGCUGAGGAUUUAUGCUCGUCCUUCACUUUGUUAUGUGGAAAAAAAGGGAUAGCUUCUCCACCCCUGCUUUUAAAAUAGUGGACUCUUCUCGGUGUGUUGCGUGCAUCAGUGGCUGUAACUUUAUGUGGAUGAUACGUAAUCUCAGUGUGUGCAGAUCGAAAGCUUCCACGUCUGACACCUCGCUUUCACGAUCCGGUCCCUCCCCCUAACCUCCACUAGUGCACGCUAUUCACCGUGGGUUCAAAGCUGUCGUCACCGCUAGCCCCUUAACCACAAUGGAGUCGCAGGUCCAUUAGUCGUGAAGUUGUCAGUAGGUGUGGGGGAGACGGACCUGAGAGUCGCACGACGUGUGCCCCUCGCUCCCUUUCGUGUGCGGGGGACAUGAUGGCCGAGGUCGAUAAGGACGCAACAGACUCUGACACUCGGCAAGACUGUCUAACUCGACCCUUCCCCGCAGACACCAGGCCACAGUCUGUCUCCCCCAGUCGCUCCAGAUGACGGGAGGCGUCUACCCGGGGCUGCAGCCCGAUACUCCCGAGAAUAGGAAACCGCCUGUGGUCACCUUCCAAGGUUCACCCACGCGCAAGAAUGGAGAAGACGAAAUGAGUUCUGGGAAUUGGCAGCAGGGCAAGAGUGUGCUGGCGUGCAACCGCCACAUGCUGGAGAACCAGUUGGCAUGUGACGUGUGGUUCAGCGUGGGCCCCGGCAGGGAGCGGGUGGGAGCCCAUCGUUAUGUCCUGCAGUCCAGGUCCGGCGUUUUCUUCGCCAUGUUCGACGAGCCCGGGGAGGAGCUGACCGAGAUAGGCCUGCCAGAAACCAGCCCUAAAGUCUUCUGGCAGUUCUUGAGGUACCUGUACUAUGAAGAGCUGCACCCCGCCGUGGACUCGGUGUUCGGCCUGCUGAAGCUAGCGGAGGAGUACGAGCUGCUGGCGGUUCAAGAAAUGUGUCUGCUGUUCUUGCGAGACUGCCUGACGGAGCACACGGUGUGUGACAUCCUAGAGGUCGCCCACAGACACGACGACCAGGCGCUGCACAAGGAGGCCAUGGCGUACAUCCGCAAACACGGCGAGGACGUGGUGCAGACGGCGGAUGGACGGCUGUGUCGAGACUGCCUCAAUCAGGUGCUGACUAUGGACGGGCUGGACCUUAACCCCGAUAUCAGAGAGGAGGUGACGGACCGCUGGGCUCGCCGUCAGUGUGAGAGGAGGGAGUGCGAGCCGACUGCCGACAACAAACUGAAUUCCCUGGGCGACGUCAUCUACGUCAAGCGCGAUGACACUACGUCGCACCGCUACGUCCUGGACACCGUCAGCGAGCGCCACCUCUCGCGGGAGGGCAAAGACCUCACACCGCCUCGUCGACUCAGCACCGACGACCUGCCCGACGACAGCCUGUCUGUGACAUCAAACUCCACAGUGGCCUCCCGUAGCAGCGGGGGAUCGCAGAGCUCUAGGAAAUCGCAGACCUCCUGUGCCACCUGGCCGGAGGCAAGCCAGGUGACGCGCUUUCGCGAGGUGGUUGGGGAUCUGCCCAGCGACGGCAGCAACGCGGACGCCAUCACCUUCACCGCUGACCGAGAUGUAAGCCUGUACGGGUUCGGCAUCUACGGCAGCAAGCAGCCAGGCGAGGCCGCCUACCGCGUGGACACUAUUCUCACUCGCAAGAAAAAGGACGUGGUCAUGGAGUCUAUUAGCAUCAAGGGGGCCGGCAUCGUUUUGCCGGUCAUGCUGCAGAAACCCGUGCAGCUGGAGAGGGGCAAGCCCUACACCCUGGAGGUUUAUGUACAUGGACCGCCCUGCCACUGCGGCGCCGACGGGAUUGCAACGGUCACGGACGGUGUCACGACCUUCACCUUCAGCCGGGCACGGACCGUUAAGGGCAACCGCACCACUGAGAGAAAGGGACAGAUCCCCCGACUGUACUUCGUGCCAUUGUGAAGCCCUCGGACAAAUGACCUCGGUGGCUGUCAAACGUAUCUUCUGAUAUCUUUACCGGAGACGGUGUGCGUUUUCAAUACACAUCCAGUUUCAUGAACUGCAAAGAUGCAACUAUGAUGAAAUCUAACUUUUUGGUCGCCAGCAAAGGAUGAAAUUAAUGUUGUCAGGACCAGACAACAGAACUGGGGAUUUCAUUGGAAAGUUAGUGUACCUGCUUGUGUGCAAGUGGGACGCGAUUGAGAAGCUGCCUGGAUGGUUGAUUCUUCUAGCGUUUGUGUGUGGAUUGUCUGUAGUUAGUUGAUAGGUCUACAUUGUCAGCAACAUCUUUCCCCCUGAAGCAUCGUAACACCCUUUGAGAAGUUACUAUGUACUGCAUUGUGAGAGAAACUUCACUGACUGAUGGAAUUUAUGUUGUUGUGUUAACAGCUUUUCGUUUAAAAAAUAUAUAACAGGGUAUUUCCGUAAAUGUUCCUGUUCAUAAAUAGGGUUAUUGUCUCGUGCACAAAGCCGCUUCAGCCUUUUGGCAACUUUGUGAAAUGUUUUGGCAGUGUGUACUUAAGAUGUUUUUUCUUCGCUUCACUCAGCUGCAAGACGUCAGUGUUUGUCUAGUCUAAAUUAAGAGUUGUUGAUAAUCUAAGUGCUUUAAACAUGGCGUCUUUUGUGAUGAGCGACAGACAGUUGUUAAACGUGAGCGUGUAUACUCAAGACAAACACGUUACUUUAAUGUUGUUUUCCUUCACGGCAAGUGUUGUUCAUUAGUUAUUGUCACAGACUGUGCUUUAGGCUCCUCUGUGAGAAGUCAUUUGUUGUGUCACAUGAUAGCUAAGUGCCACAUGUCUCCUGCCAGGCUUUCAUCAUUGCGUUGUGCAGGGCCGAGCACAAACCUUGUAGUGGCUUUGAGGCGGGGACAUCACAGUGAAAUGUGGGGACACUUGUAUACCGGUUUUGGGGAGUUCUGUUUUUUUUCAUUAUUAUUUCACCUUUUGGAAAAUGCAUCAGAAACAAAUAAAAGUUUAUAUUUUA